Messenger RNA from Dimorphilus gyrociliatus, 2338 nucleotides. Lineage: Eukaryota; Metazoa; Annelida; Polychaeta; Dinophilidae. The record is from the annotation of a GenBank genome assembly.
UGGUCCAGCUUUCUCUAAUCUAUUUUUUACCGUUUCAUUAUUAUUAUUAUGAUUAUUAAAUUAAUAUAUGUUAUUUAUGCAAUAUGUAAAAAAUAAUUCUAUUUAAAGCAUAGAUAACAAUCUGGCUAUGGUUACAAUCAAAUUUAAAAAUUAAUAUUUAUCAUUUACUCUCUCUCUCUCUGUCUCUCUCUGUCUCUCCUACUUUCACCACGCUUCUCUAUGCUAUGAAAGGUUGAAUAUUGACAAUAGUUUUGAUAGCUAUAUAAUUAGGAUUGAUAUUUAAUCGAUUCAACAGUAAUUUAUAGAUAUUAUUUAUUGGAUAUAGAUGAAAAUAUAUUAAAAAAUUAAGAGAUAACUAUAAUUAUUAUUUAGUAGGUUUUGACACUUUACAAAUGUGAAGAAAUGAAAGUAAAAGAAAUAGUCAAUUUGUUGUUAUAUACAUAUCUUUGUUAAGCAAUAUUAAAGAAGUUUUGAUAAGAAAAAUAAUGAAAUAAAUAAGUUGACAAGCUAAUUUCUUUCUUGAACUUUUGGAAUAAGAGUUUUUUUUUAGAGGAACGACCCUUAGCAGCAGCAUAGCAUAAUGAUUAUUAAAUUAACUUCAUCCAUAAUUCUAAUUUCUUAGUUAUACUUAAAACUGUAGAAUUUGUUAUAAUAAUUGUCAACAUAUAAAUCCAUAUAAAUCCAAUUAGGCACAGAUGGAGCAAAUAUAAAAACGUAUAAGGAAUGCUAAUCAUUGUCAUUGCUUCUUAUUUAAGGAAAUUUCUUAAAGGAGAAGACUUGCUCUGUAUUUUAAUAAAUAAGUUUUUUAUCGCUCUAUCUAUAUCUAAAAGUAUAAUAAUUAAAUAUUUCGUAAGGUACUACAAAUUUAAAGAUUUCUUUCUCACUUUCGUAAUACUUUAAUAAAAGUCUACAUGAAACAUUCACAUAUCUCCCACAGCAUAUCUGACAGGUAAAUACAAUAAUAGAAAUGAGUAUAUGAAGAUGUAUAAAUAUCAAUUUAAAUAUUUACUUAAUAAAUAUAAAAAAUAAACCUAAACGUAGCCGAAAUAUUUAGGCUAUUAACAUUUUCAGUCGUUACCUAUGACGUAAGAGAGAGGUUGACAUCUUCUUUCCUUCAUGUAAAAGUUUCUUUUAAUUUGGUUGCAUUUUCUUUUAAAUAAGAACCAUAACUACUGUCGUUUCGCCUGAAAUUUGUUACCGGGAUACGUCAAUGUACUAUAAUCUAGAUGGCGCUGCGCUUUAUUAAAUAACCUUUUUUUUUUGGCUAUUUCAAUAUCAGUUUUCUGAUAGCGAAUUGCUUCAUUUUAUCAUGAAUCCGGGCGUUAUCGUUGCUAUCGUUGUAGCAAGCAUACUUGCUUUAAUUCUAAUUUUCUUGAUUAGUAUAAUUUUAUACGCAAGUAAAUUGAAUAAGCUUGGAAAUAGAAAAUUCUGCGAAAGUUCAAGGCAGUUGAAUGGCAUAACAGCAAUUAUCACAGGAGGAAAUAAUGGAAUAGGCAAAGAAACGGCUUUGGACUUUGCUCAACGAGGCGCGAAGGUUAUCUUGGCUUGUAGAAACCUUGCAAACGCGGAAACGGUAAAGCAAGAGCUAAUAAAACUAUCAGAAAAUGAUGAUAUCCGAGUGGUCAAAUUAGAUUUAUCUGAUUUAAAAAGUGUUCGAGAAUGCGCUCGAGAAAUUCUUAGUACUGAAGAUCACUUAGACAUUAUUGUUAAUAAUGCUGGUGCCGCUUUUGGACCAUCUAUUACUAAGGAUAAAUUUCAUUAUAUAUUUGGAAUAAAUUAUGUUGGUCACUUUUUACUUAACUAUCUACUACUAGAAUUGAUUGUUAAAUCAAAUUAUGGCAGAAUAGUUUCAGUAUCAUCAAUGAUGUAUAGCAGAGCUAAAACUUUAGAUUUUACUCCUCGGGAUCAAUCCGAUAUAAGAUAUCCAUUCCUAAAAACUUACGAAACCAGUAAAUUGGCUAUGAUAUUACAUAUGAGACACUUAUCAAGACUGCUAAGAGAGUACAGGAUUAACACGUACUCCCUACAUCCAGGAAUGGUUGACACUGGUAUCUUUCAAGGUAUGGAAGACAAUCAUAAUGCGUUGCUAGUUGCAAUUUUCGAAUGCGUCAAGAGAUUUACAGCAAUCGAUUGUAAAACUGGAGCUCAAACUCAAAUUCAUUGCGCAGUCGACGAAGAAGCUGGCAACGAAACUGGUCUUUAUUACGAUAAUUGUGAGGUAACAGAAUUACAGACAACAAUAUCAAAAGAUGAAAAUAUGGCUAGGAAGUUAUGGGAGGAAAGUUGUAGAAUGGUUUCAGUUGGACUCUUACCCCCUUGCUUACAGACUUUCUCUUAA